Manacus vitellinus (golden-collared manakin) is the source of this 4414-nucleotide messenger RNA. RefSeq names its product phosphatidylinositol glycan anchor biosynthesis class G (gene PIGG). The transcript has 12 exons. The record is from RefSeq and is a predicted model, not a curated record. Gene Ontology annotation, cellular component: endoplasmic reticulum membrane. Bases 85 to 2802 code for a protein of 905 amino acids. NCBI's taxonomy places the organism in Eukaryota, Metazoa, Chordata, Aves, Passeriformes, Pipridae. Gene Ontology annotation, biological process: GPI anchor biosynthetic process.
GCGGGGCCGCCCCGCAGAGCCGGCGCAGCGGCGCCCGGGACGGGUCGGGGCUGGUGCCGGUUCCGCCGCCGGGUCUGUACCAGGAUGCGGCUGCGCUCGGGGGUGUUCGCCUCCUCCUGCCUCCUCGUGCAGGCCCUGGGUGUCGCGCUGUUCCUUCGCGGCUUCUUCCCGGUGCCCGUCAGGUCUCUGCCCCGCAGAGAGGCCCGUGCGGACUCUCCCGCCGAGCCGGCCCCGCCCGGCCCAGGAAUGGUUUCUAACUGGACCAAGAUUCCUGCACCGCUUUUCAAUAAAGUUGUCAUUGUUCUGAUAGAUGCUUUGAGAGAUGACUUUGUGUUUGGAUCCAAAGGGAAACAGUUCAUGCCAUAUACUACACAAGUUGUUGAAAAAGGGACUUCCUACAGCUUCAUUGCUGAAGCAAAGCCACCUACUGUGACUAUGCCUAGAAUUAAGGCUUUGAUGACAGGUAGCAUACCUGGUUUCAUUGAUGUUGUUGUGAACCUCAAUUCUCCAGCUCUGUUAGAUGACAAUCUGAUAUGGCAGGCAAAAGCAGCUGGGAAGAGAAUAAUCUUUUAUGGUGAUGAUACAUGGGUUAAAUUGUUCCCAAAGCACUUCAUGGAAUAUGAUGGAACUACAUCGUUUUUUGUGUCAGACUUUACAGAGGUUGAUGACAAUGUUACCAGGCAUUUGGAUAGAGUGUUAAAGAGAGAAGACUGGGAUAUCCUAAUACUACAUUACCUGGGAUUGGACCAUAUUGGACAUAUUAGUGGGCCAAACAGCCCAUUAGUGGGACCAAAACUUCGUGAAAUGGAUAACAUACUGAAGAAGAUUCAUAUUUCUCUUCUUUCAAAGGAAGAAGCUUCUUUACCCAAUUUGCUAGUUGUGUGUGGGGAUCACGGGAUGUCUGAAACGGGUAGUCAUGGUGGUUCUUCAGAAGGAGAAGUGCACACACCUCUUCUGUUUAUCAGCUCUGCUUUUGAAAAGAGAAGUGGUCCUCUAACCCAGCCUGAACGUGUGCAACAAACAGAUUUAGCCAGCACACUGGCAGUAGGUCUUGGUCUGCCAAUUUCAAGAAAUAGUGUUGGGAACCUUAUACUGCCAGUUGUUGGAGGCAAGACAAUGAGAGAACAACUACGUUUUGUGCACUUGAAUGGGUUCCAGCUUAGCAGGUUGCUGCAAGAGAAUACACCUGCAUAUGAAAAAGAUCCUGGAUAUGAACAUUUUAAGAUAGCAGAAAAAUCCCAUGGUAAUUGGAUCAAACUGUAUUUAGAGGGGAAUAAUUCAGAAAUACUCUUAAAUCUUGGCAAAAAGGUCCUGAAGCAAUACUUGGAGGCCCUCAAGACUCUGAGUUCUUCACUAAGCAAACAAGUGGCACAGUAUGACAUGUAUUCGAUGAUGGUGGGGACUGUGAUCAUUAUGGAGGUUCUGCUGCUGCUUUUGCUCAGUGUUCCAAAAGCCCUGAGCAAGCGGGCAGAAUUUGAAGUGCCCCUCUCCCCUCCACUAUUCUCUCUGCUGUUUUAUUUGAUGUGUCUGAUGCUGUGUGCAGUUCAUGUCAUUGUAUGCACGUCAGCAGAAAGUUUGUGCUAUUUCUGCAGUAUGUCCUGGCUAACAGCAGUUGGAGUGAUGAUGCUGAUUUCUGCACUCAUGUGUGGUAUUUUAUCUGCUAUUGCAAAGAUCUUUGAGAAUUCCCGACUUCCACUGAAGAAUCCAGCUGUGUCCAGUUCUAGUUGGUCAGAAAUAGAUGUGCUGAUUCUGGCUGGAACGAUUGGCCAUGUUUUGAGUUUGGGGGCAAGCAGUUUCAUAGAAGAGGAACAUCAAACUUGGUAUUUUCUUAUCAAUACACUUUGUUUGGUGCUGUGUCAGGAGCUUUGUAGAAAUAAUUUUCUUCUAAAGGAAUGUGACCCUCAACAUAGCACCAAUGUGAAGCAAAAUUUUGAUAGUCUUGGGGAAACCUCUGAUUGCAAGAAUAUAGACAUUCCAGCAGCAGAUAAUUCAAAAUUGGACAAGGCCACAUCUUCAUCUGAAUUCAUGAAAGGAUCACAUAAGUGGAUAAGCUUAGCAACUCCAUGGGUCAUCCUUAUUUGCUGUCGGCUACUUCGAUCCUUGAAUCAGACAGGUGUCCAGUGGGCUCAUCGGCCAGACUUUGGACAUUGGUUGACAAGCUCUGAACAUAAACCUGAACUCUCCUUCUUGACUGCAGUCUCCCUGCUUAUGAUCUUCUUUCUGGUUCAAAGGAGAUGCUCCCUGGUUUCAAAAAUUGCUAUGGCACUCGGGCUCCUGGGAGUCUACAGUUACCGGGCAGCUGUUGGAAAUGUCAUAUUUCCAUGGCAACAUGGUGGCAAAGAUAUUUCAAAGGGGAUCACUGAAGCUCGUUUUGUUUAUGUCUUUGUUCUUGGCAUAGUCUUCACUGGCACUAAAGAUUUACUAAAGUCACAGGUUAUUUCUGCAGACUCCAGCAUGAAGAGCACAGGAUUGUGGGAAGUAUAUAGCGGAUUGGUUCUACUAGCAGCCCUUCUAUUUAGACCUCACAAUUUACCAGUCUUGGUGUUUUGCCUGCUGAUUCAGACAAUGAUGACAAAAUACAUUUGGAGACCUUUGAAAUUUGAUGCGGCACAGAUUACUAUCAUGCACUACUGGUUUGGCCAAGCUUUCUUCUAUUUUCAGGAAUUCAGCAGCAGUGGGCCACGGCUGUUUCUGCUACGCUCUAAUGCGCUCAAUUCCAGUUGCCAUCUACGUUGUUUUGGUGACGGGUCUGCGGUACCACCUGUUCAUAUGGAGUGUCUUCUCUCCAAAACUGCUGUAUGAGGGAGUGCAUGUGUUCAUCACAGCUGCUAUCUGCCUGUUCUUCACAGCAAUGGAUCAGAACCACUCUCACAGAGUGCAAGAUUGAAAAAUAAGUGUGCGGUGUGCCGUUCUGCGUUGCAAAGUCCGGUGUCACUGGAAUGGAAGAAGGAAAAUAAAGGCUUUAUUUGAAGAGAAUUUGAAGAGUAACCUUGUUUAUUCGGGUCAGGGUUUGAAGGGUCUGUCCAGUGUUAAAAUUGAAUUUGCUUUAAAAAUGUUGAACUGUUUUUUUGAUAACUUCUCUUCUGUAGCUGCCAUUAUAGCGCUCCCUAAAUAACAGAAUGGUGAUAUUACAUGUUUUGAACCUUAAAAUGUAUAUCUUAACAUAAAUACAAACCAGUGCCUCGUGGGCACUGAGAAAAUCUUCUGCACGUACAGUUUUUUUACCUUCUUAGACUACAGGAUCCUAAAAAUAUUCAGGACUUCUUGGUGCUGUUCACAAAAUCUUCUGUCCGUUAGCCUCAGGGGGUUUUUGUGUUUGUUUUGUUUCUAGUGGAGGCAUUGAAAUUAUUACUAAAUUAUUGUUCUACAAAUAUCCCAGGUAAGUGAUUUUGCUUGUUUUGCACAGGCAGCAAGCAUUUCUGUUUAAAGGCAGCAUUUUGUUUGUAAGGUGAGUGCAAUCAUUAUCUGUAAUGGAUUUCGAUCUGCACUUCAGGCACUGAAUAAGAAAUGCUUGUGGUCUAACAAAGUAAUGAAUCUUCUGUGGAGUCCAUCCACUGCUAAAAUGUUGUGUUUCUUCUUAUCAGUGUAUAAAUGUUAAAUCAGGUUUGUGGCGGCCAUGCUGAACAUUUGGUCGUGUUUUCCACACGAUGGUAGAGAGUUGUGAGCAGUGAAUAGGAAAACAGCUUAAUGGACUAAGUUACCAGCAGAAUAAAAGGUGUGUUUGCAGUUUGCAUCACCUUCCCCCAGUGACCUGUCUCGCCAUCUCACUUGAAUGUGCUGUAAUUAAUUCCUGACAAUGUUGUUUUCCUUGCUUCUGUCAAGAAGAUAUAUGUUGAUGACUACACUGACUAUCAAUAUUCUUUAUGUGUGUUUCUUUGCCUCAUAUUUUUGUCCAUGUUAGUAGCUGAUAGGAUUUAAUCUAAAUAUAUUAGAGGUGUAGCAGAAAAGAAGCAUAGAGAGAACUUUAACUUUUGUUAUAAAUCUGGAAAAAGAAAGCUUUCAAGACCUAUAGACCUGAUAGCCCAUUUGUUAGGCUCAUUAAUACACUUUGCAUCUCAUACUUCAGAUAAAGCAACCUUUAGUUUUUAUGUGUUAAUAACAGGCCAUCUUGAUCACUAAUAAUGAAGUUUUUUUCACCUAUAGAGCAACCACAAUGUUUGAUAUGCUGGCAACGUAUUGCCAUUCACUGUGAGCUGCUGGGAGAUGUAAAAUUAAAUACUUCGAAUAAAUCACUUUUCACUGCAAAAUAUGGUGUUAAUGUAGUACAAAUUUAUCAUUUUUAUCGUUCCCAAUAUUCUUCUGGUUACCUGUUGGUGAGCAAGCAUGUGGGCAUUACCAACAUAUUCUCUGUUUGCUCACUUGGUUAAUUCCUAAGCAAUUAUCCCUAACAUUCAAACAGAUUAUGUUUAAAAAA